Alternaria incomplexa is the source of this 3156-nucleotide messenger RNA. RefSeq lists its product as uncharacterized. Gene Ontology annotation, cellular component: actin cortical patch; clathrin-coated vesicle. The coding region runs from base 1 to 3156 and encodes 1051 amino acids. Gene Ontology annotation, molecular function: phosphatidylinositol-3,4-bisphosphate binding; actin filament binding; phosphatidylinositol-3,5-bisphosphate binding. NCBI's taxonomy places the organism in Eukaryota, Fungi, Ascomycota, Dothideomycetes, Pleosporales, Pleosporaceae. The transcript has 7 exons. The record is from RefSeq and is a predicted model, not a curated record. Gene Ontology annotation, biological process: actin filament organization; clathrin coat assembly; endocytosis.
AUGGCGCUCUACGGAAGCUCGCGCAACGUGGACAUGGGCAAGCAGGAGUCGGAGCUUGCCAUCAACAUUCGCAAAGCCACGAGCAUCGAAGAGGUCUCCCCCAAGCGGAAACACGUGCGAGCAUGCAUUGUCUACACAUGGGAUCACAAGAGUUCCGCGUCUUUUUGGCAGGGCAUGAAAGUGCAGCCAAUUCUCGCCGACGAGGUGCAGACCUUCAAAGCGCUCAUUACCGUCCACAAGGUCCUCCAGGAAGGCCACCCUAUCGUUCUUAAGGAGGCGCAAUCGAACACCAGCUGGCUUGAGAGCCUGUCACGGGGCUCCACGGUCGGAGAAGGCAUGCGGGGAUAUGCGCCGCUCAUUUCAGAGUACAUCUACUAUCUUAUGGCCAAGCUUGCUUUCCACCGACAGCAUCCCGAGUUCAAUGGAACCUUCGAGUACGAGGAGUACAUCAGCUUGAAGUCGAUCAAUGACCCUAAUGAGGGAUACGAGACCAUAUCGGAUCUUAUGACGCUACAAGAUCAGAUCGAUGCUUUCCAGAAGCUCAUCUUCUCCCAUUUCCGGAGCGGCGCGAACAACGAAUGUAGGAUAGCGGCGUUAGUGCCACUGGUUCAGGAGUCCUAUGGUAUCUACAAGUUCAUCACCAGCAUGUUGCGCGCAAUGCACACCACACUCGGUGACGACGAAGCGCUCUCUCCUCUACGCGGCAGAUACGAUGCCCAGCACUACCGUCUCGUCAAAUUCUACUACGAAUGCUCGAAUCUUCGGUACUUGACCAACCUCAUUACAGUGCCAAAGCUGCCACAGGAACCACCGAACCUGCUCUCGGAAGACGAGAGUGCGCCCGCACUACCUCAACGACCCCGCAACGAGAAGCCCGAACCCGCUCGCGCUCCAUCAGUCGACCCAGAGCCAAUCAACGAGUUUUGGAAAGACAAUCAGCGGAGGCAACAAGAGGAAUACGAGGCUGAACAGCAGAGACUACAGAGGCAAUGGGAGGAGGCUCAGCAACAGCAGCAGCAGCAAGCGAUGCAGGCACAACGUGACUUCGAGGAGCAACAACGGCUUCAGGCAGAGCAAGCUCGGUUGGCGCAAGAACAACUCAUGCGCGAACAGUAUCAACAGCAGACACAGGGUCGCCUUGCUGAGCUUGAGCGAGAGAAUCUAAACGCGCGCGCUCAGUACGAACGCGACCAGCUGAUGCUGCAACAAUACGACCAGCGGAUGAAGGCAUUGGAGGGCGAGAUCAACCAGAUGAACCAGAACUUCCAGCAACAGAUGGGCUCGCGAGAUGAUCAGAUAAGAGCACUUCAGGAGCAGCUCAACACAUGGAGAUCAAAGUACGAAUCGCUAGCCAAGCUCUAUUCGCAAUUGCGUCAUGAGCAUCUCCAGCUGCUGCAGAAGUUCAAGGCAGUUCAGCUCAAGGCAAACUCCGCCCAGGAAGCCAUUGAUGGGCGAGACAAGCUGCAACGCGAGCUGAAGACCAAGAACUUGGAACUGGCAGACAUGAUCCGCGAGCGCGACCGAGCGCUCAUGGAGAAGGACCGUCACACUGGUGGCCACCGUGAGGAGACUGAGAAGUUGAAGAGGGAGCUCCGUGCUGCCCUAGACAGAGCCGACAAUCUCGAGCGUGGCAAGGGCUCAGAACUUUCGGCAAUGCUGUCAAGACACAACCGAGAAAUCGCGGACCUUGAGGAAGCGCUGCGGAACAAGACCCGCGCGCUAGACGAGUUCCAGAUGAAGUACCGUGAAGGUGACUCUGACCUAGAGCGUCAACUGCGCGACAAGGAGGAGGAGCUGGAGAUCUUCCGUGCUGGUAUGGACCAGACGCUACUCGAGCUGAACGAGCUGAAGCUCAACGCUGGUACCAACGAUGAUGUUCUGGAUGGUCACUUGGACACAAUUAUCCAAGACAGCCUCCAGAAGAUCAACGACCUCAUCGACUCCGUCCUCCAGAGUGGUGUACAGCGUGUUGACGAUGCGCUAUAUGAGCUCGACUCUCCUAUGCAGGCUGGAAACCAGAAUGCCACUGGCGCGUACGUGCUUUCGCAGAUCGAGAAGGCAUCAACAUGCACCAUGGAGUUCUCAACAGCUUUCAACAACUUCAUUGCUGACGGGCCGAACGCCAAGCACGCUGAGGUUAUCAACGCCGUCAGCAACUUCGGUGGCGCUAUCGUCGAUGUGUUGGUGAACACCAAGGGACUGACGCGAUUCGCUUCUGAUGAGAACAAGGCUGACCAGCUCAUCAACGGCGCGAGAGCCUCUGCAACCUCGACCAUCAGGUUCUUCCGUAACGUCCAGUCAGUGCGCAUGUACGACAUGGACGCGGAGCAGAAGAUCAACGUUGUCAUCAACAACAGCACAGAAGUCGUGCGCAACCUGCAGAGCUUGUCCAAGCUCGCGGACGCCUUCGCACCCAAGAGCAAGAUCACCAACGCCUCUGGCGAUCUUGGCGACUUGGUCGACAACGAGUUGACCAAGGCAGCCAACGCCAUCGACGCGGCCACCGAGCGUCUGUCCAAGCUGAUGAAGAAGCCCAGAGACCAGUAUUCCACCUACGAGCUUAAGAUCCACGACUCCAUCCUCGAAGCCGCCAUCGCCGUCACAAACGCUAUUGCGCAGCUUAUUAAGGCCGCCACCGAAUCCCAAAAGGAAAUCGUGCGCGAAGGCCGGGGCAGCAUGUCCAAGACCCAGUUCUACAAGAAGCACAACCGCUGGACCGAAGGUCUCAUCAGUGCCGCCAAGGCCGUCGCCACAUCGACAAACAUGCUCAUCGAGACCGCCGACGGCGUCAUCUCCGGUCGCAACUCGCCCGAGCAGCUCAUUGUCGCUUCCAACGACGUUGCUGCCUCCACUGCUCAGUUAGUGGCUGCCAGUCGUGUCAAGGCUAGCUUCAUGAGCAAGACGCAAGACAGGCUGGAGAGCGCAUCUAAGACUGUCACUGCGGCUUGCAGGUCGCUUGUCAGGCAAGUGCAGGAGAUCAUCGCCCAGAAGAACAGGGACGAGGGCGAGGUUGUCGACUACAGCAAGUUGGGCGACCAUGAGUUCAAGGUCCGCCAGAUGGAGCAGCAGGUCGAGAUUCUGCAGCUGGAGAACUCACUUGCGCAGGCUAGGACCAGGUUGGGUGAGAUGCGCAAGCUUUCUUACCUUGAAGAGUAG